UGACUUCCGAACUGCCAUCUGCCUGGACCCCAGCAUCUGUCGUCCGAGUAUAAGUAUCUCGUGUUCCCCCCUCUGUCCUCUGUUUUGGCAUGCUCAGCAGUCCUCUUCCUCUUCACCUCUUCCAUUUACAUUCACUUCUCCUGUCCUCGAACAUCUUGGUCUGUCUCAACAAGAUAGCCUCUCAUCGUACCAUCCUACUUCCUUAUACUUCUUCCUUCCAGUCCAUCAUCGUGACACCUUCUCGUGUUGUUGCUGCCUCCAAGAGCUAUCCCACCCAGACCUCUUCAUCAUGAUGGACCUCGCCGCUCCAGCCUUCGACACAGACGUUGGCCAUAAGGUUGAAUACAAGAUUCGUGACCUUGGAACACGCUCUGUUACCCUCUUCCCCACCCAAGCACAGGUCAAGAGAGAAAUCAAGGAUGUGCCUCUCAAGCCUGGAGUCAACGAAAUAUCCAUUGUCGGGUUGAGCCCAACCAUUGACAAGAAUUCGGUCACCGUUGAAGGCAGUGGUGCCGCUACAAUCACGGGCAUCAGUGUUGAAUUUCUCCCCAACCGCGAACUUUUUGAUGAAGUCUAUCCAGAUUCCGAUAAUAAUGACGAUUCAGACAGUGACGAUGAAGAAGAUGGAGAAGGCGAACCCCCAGAAGUGCCGCAACAUGGGGAGUUGCUGGAAACCAAGAUGAAACUCAUCGAGCUCAAAGACGAGCAGCAGCGAGCCAGAGAAAUCAUUGGCAAUGCUGAUGAGCGUAUCAAGGUCCUUGACAUAUACUCCAAGUCUCUUGAUAAGAGAGAGGGUGUAAACAUUAGUGAGAUGCUUGACACAUAUAAGCAAGAACACCAAAAGGCUUUUGAAGAACGUCUAGUCGGCGUGCAGAGGGAGCGAGAACUCACGGAGGCCAUUAACAAGGUUACCAAGGAGCAGAUGCGCUUGAACAAGCUUGGAAACAAGUUUCAGAAGAAGGAGGCCAAGAACAAGGCCAGAAUCCAGAAAGCCGUCCAGAAAAAGCAGGAACAGCGCCAGAAGCGUCAAGAGGAGAAGCGCAAGGAGAAGGAGCGUAUUCGCAACGAGCGCUCACGUUGCUGGCCGCUGUUCUGCUAUACCAUACACAUACAACUUGAGGUGAGCUCAUCCUACACGCCGGCUUCGUCUCGCCGGGAAUCUGUAUCCAGCGAGGUUGAACUUGUUCAGCGGCCCAGGAGCAAGACUGCAGACCUAGAAGAGACAUCCUCCUGCAACCUUGUGUUGUCAUAUGUCACCAACUCGGCAUUCUGGACUCCCAGUUAUGACAUCCAGCUGUCAACUGUUGACUCCACGGGUACGCUUUGCUUCGAUGCCGGUCUGCAUAACACAACAUCUGAGAUAUGGGAAAACUGUAAGAUCACACUGUCCACUUCUCAGGCCACAUCUUCGAGCCUUGACGAGUCAAUUCCCAGUCUCACACCCUGGCGUAUCAAGCUGGGCAACAAGAAGUCCUCAUCUGCCGAGAGUGGUGCUUUUGAAAGUGUGGUGGAACUUCAGCAACAGGCCACAUGGCGUAACAAGAAACAAGCACCACAGCAGCCUCCUAACUUCAGGCGCGAAAUGUUUGGUCUUCCAGGCCACGCUCUGAAUGACUAUCAGAUGCAGUUGAUGAUGUUGGAACAGCAGAACAAGAAGAGGCUGAUGAUGGCUAGACAGGAGCAGGAUUCCACGGGCCCGCCUGCUCCUCCUCCCCCUGCUGCUGCGAUGAUGGCGCAACAAGCGCGAGCGCAAGCUCAGGGGUCGCAGAUGCGACCGCCCAUGUCACACAACAUGAUGGUGCAGAGUCAGAUGGUGCAGAAUCAGAUGGCACAGCCCCAACAGAUGCAGCAACAGAUGCAGCAACAGAUGCAGCAACAGAUGCAGCAACAGAUGCAGCAACAGAUGCAGCAACAGCAGCAGCAAUUCCCAGGAAUGGCGCAGAUGGACUUCUCCUCUAACGACGACUUCGAUGCCUUGCUAGAUGAAGAUACAACUAUGACGGAUGCUCAGCCAUCCCUCGAAUUCCAAAAUUCCCUUGUUGAAGAGACCGGCUUCACCACAACCUUCGAUCUUCCCGGCCUCAAGACUCUCGUGCCCAAGUUCACCGUUUCGAAGCAACGUGUUGCUCGCCUGCAGUUUACGAAUGUUCUGUUCAGCCAUACUAUCGUGGCCAAAUAUCAGCCAGCGGCUUAUCUCAAGGCCAAACUCAAGAACAAUAGUAAACUUACUUUAUUGCGUGGGCCUGCGAGCUUGACGCUCGACGGCAGCUUCAUGGGGCAGACCAAAAUUCCUCGAUGUAGCUCCGGUGAGGUCUUCACUCUUAGUCUGGGUGUGGACUCGGCGAUCAGAGUUAUGUACCCCAAGCCUGAUGUUCGAAGAAGCACGAGCGGAGUGUUCAGCAAGGAAGACAGCUCUGUCUAUGUUCGUGCUGUCACAGUCCACAAUACCCGCGUAACUGCCAAAAAGCCCAUCAGCCUUCUGGUGCUGGAUCAAAUCCCUGUUUCAGAGGAUGAUCGCCUCCGAGUUGAGUUACUCAGCCCUCGAGGUUUGACUGUCGAAGGACCGCGCCAAGCGACUGGUGCUCCUGGACGUGAGACUGCAGAGGAUAAAGACUGGGGCAAAGCUAUGGCAUCUCUUAAGAAGAGCGGACAGGUUUCGUGGGAGGUCUCGCUGAAUGCGGGCAAGGCCGUAAAGUUGGGACUCGAGUAUUCGGUUUCAAUGCCAAGUGGCGAUGUUGCUAAAGAAUGUUGAUUUGCCUCGACAUAUGUGGAAGUUGACAAUUGAUGGAUCUGUGAUAGUGGGAUAACUCUGAGCCUCUAACCAACCAUCAAGGAUACAUUAUAGCACCACGUUUACUUUGAUUAUUCUCAAAUUUUACUCUCAGGUUUUACAAUGAUUCCUAUAAUAUUUCAUAGCACUCAAUCUUUCCAGUCUUUCCAGUCUUUCCAGUCUUUUCACUUUGAAAACCUCGCUUUCUGUCAAGUUAUGGUGAUUGCUUAGAUGUUCCAACUUCAUGUCAAUUGGAAGAUAUCAGUUGUCGAUACCAUACAUAAUUUAAGACACAGCUUUACAUAGCACAGCAAUCCCUUCGUCUUUUCAAUACCCUCUGGUCCUCUCCUUAU
Messenger RNA from Fusarium oxysporum Fo47, 3123 nucleotides. Its product is annotated as DUF4139 domain-containing protein. The coding region runs from base 290 to 2752 and encodes 820 amino acids. NCBI's taxonomy places the organism in Eukaryota, Fungi, Ascomycota, Sordariomycetes, Hypocreales, Nectriaceae. The record is from RefSeq and is a predicted model, not a curated record. The transcript is spliced from 2 exons.